Molecule: messenger RNA, 4958 nt
Organism: Aplysia californica (California sea hare)
Lineage: Eukaryota; Metazoa; Mollusca; Gastropoda; Aplysiida; Aplysiidae
Product: aquaporin-11
Exons: 5
Coding region: 323-1177 (284 amino acids)
Biological process (GO): transmembrane transport
Cellular component (GO): membrane; cytoplasm
Molecular function (GO): channel activity
Source: RefSeq, a predicted model, not a curated record
AGAGAGAGAGAGAGAGAGAGAGAGAGAGAGAGAGAGAGAGAGACUCGCUUGUCACUAAAUUAUGUACACGCAGCCGUUUUCCCAGGGGUCGUGACCUUUCUGUUGAACACGUUCUCAAGUGGUGUGUAAAGUGUAAACACGCCCAACGGCACAGGUACUUUAUCCGUGUUUAGCACACAGUCCCGCAGUAGUAGAGGAGAGGGCAGGAGAUAACACGGGAAGCGAGGAACAAUACACAUGAACAAGUUUCCUGUGUCCGUGCUGUGUUCUGUUCCUAUCUUCUCACCUUGAACACCGUAGACGUGUUGCUGGAAUCACCACAAUGGCAGGAAUAGACUGGCGCAGUGUGUACACCCUCACCACGGGCGCCGACCCUGAGGUGGAGUUUGUAGAACCCUAUGUUGCCUCCCUCCUCUUCUUCGCCAUCAACAUGACCACUGGGCUGGUACUCCGGACUCUGACCUCCAUCUUCGUCCCCCAGCCGCUCAGGGGUCUUGUGCUGGACUUUCUGGCAACAAUGGAAGCCUGCGCCUACUUCUUUGAGAAUAACUUUGUCAUGAAGUACUACGGCAGCUUCUGGUUUGCUCUGGCUAUCGUCGUCCAGUUUUUUGUCUGUGCUCGGACGUUUGGAGGCGCCAGCGAAAACCCGGUGAAGGCGCUGCAGUCUCUGGUGGCAGGGGAUGCCACUCUUCUUGCAGCUGUUGCUCAGAUUGCGGUGCAGACGUUGGCCGGCUUGGCAUCCUAUCGCUUUGCCAGAUUGGUGUGGUCCCUGGAUCUGAUCUCUGAUCAUCAUGAGCGUUAUUACGAGACGAUGUGCUCCAGUGACCUCCAGGUGACCUUUCUUAUGGGCUUCCUGAUCGAGCUGAGUGCCUGCCUCACUGACACUUGGUUGGGUAUGCAGACCAUAGCCACAAUACCGAUCCUGGAUGAGCUUAUCAAAUACGUUAAUGCUGCUCUCAUGGUGGUACUGGGCUUGGCAACGACAGGGAUGUACUUCAAUCCUGCCAUGGCCAGCGGUCACACGUUAGGCUGCCAGGGCACAGCCAUGUCGGAGCAUUUCUUUGUGUACUGGGCUGGGCCUUUUGUGGGCUGUUUUGUGGCCCUUCGGCUGGACAAGCUACUCCACGUGGACGUCACCACACAGAAAACUGUUGAUGCCGACAAGAAAACUAAUUAGGCUUCAUUUGAUUUUGUUAACAGUUAUCUUCUAGAUUAACCUGUUUGUAGGAUGGCAAAAAGCUGUGAUCAAGUCUACAGUGCAGUCUAUUUUAUGAGGAAUCCACAAGCUGUUCAGAAAAAAAAGAAAUUGUAACUAACUAACCAAUAUUCCACAGGAAAGCAACCAAAAUCAUUAUGGGAAUUUAUAUAUAGACAAAGGAUUUUCCAAAGUCUGCUGUUUCUUUUGUUUUAACUUAAAGAAAUUGAUUUCUUAAGUUUCAUUGUGAGCUUGGGUUAGGAAACCAUGCUUAGGGCUUGAAAUGAAAAGUUAGGAAAUGUGACUAUAGCCAUACUCUUGUGGAAUCUUUUUAUGAUAGAAGUAUUUAUAAAUUGAAAUUCUUACAAAAAUGAUGCUCAAGCUUAUCUCUUCUUUUUUAACUAUGGGUGUUACUAGUGAAAACGUCUUGGAAAGACAACUUAAUUAUGUAUAGGGGACAUCUCUUUUAUCUUUACUGAACUUGCAACAUCAUUUUGUACAGCUGUCACAACCCUGGCUGCAAAAGUGUGUGUCUUCAUACAAUAUAAUAUAUUUUGUGAUAAUUACAUUUUAGGUCCUUCUAGAUAGUAGUAGUCGAGUGUUUAGUUUAAAGAUUCACAUUUGUAAUUCCACAUUUAGAUACCAGUUUGAAGUCCCGUGUGUGACAUCGAAGCCCUUAUAUAGUUAGGUGGAGUGCCACUAGCCAAUAUCCAACCCCAAAAGUUCCUAUCACAUGUAUAUCUAUAUUUUUAUGUUUGUCACUGCCAUUGUGUUGAUUCUCAUGGGUUCAGAAGCCUCCAAGUAACUGGUCAAAUAGAAGAUAAGUAAAGAGGGGAAGGGAAUCAGAAUGAAAAGGAAAGAGUUAAGGGUGCACAAUAAAGAAAGGGUGUGAUUGUUGGGUAAAAAAAUUGAAAAGAGAGAAUAAUGGGUUCACACUCAUGUGACCUUAUGCAAUUGCUAUCGCUGUAAACCACCAUACCCCCCCCCCCAAAAAAAAAAAGAAUAUUGGGUUCUCGUAGUGUAAACUUACAAUAUUUGUAGCAAGAGAAAUAAACCUAUACUUCUAAGGUUCCUAUGUGAGACCAGAGAAGGCGGUGGGGACAUGAAGAGGAGGUGUCAUAUUUUACAGCUUGGCAUGGAUAAAUAGAUAGAUACCGUACUAAAGAGGAGUUGAGUAAAAUUAGGAGUGAAAUCUAACUUCACAAAAAAUUAAUAGAUAGAAUAAAUAAUGAGAGACAUGGUAAUAUGGAUUCUGUAUUAAGUUUGGUAGCAUGAAUUCAGAUAGAAGUCAAAUGCAAGAAUAAAAAAUCUGACAGCAGUACAGAUACAGUAGAAGUAGGAAGUAAAAUUAGAUGGGGCGAAUUUUUUUUGGGGGGGGGGUGUUUGGAGGAGAGGGAUGACAAGAGAGGAGAAGUGGUAAAAAAGAACCGUUAAUUGUUGGUGGUAGAGGUUUGUGAAAGGCGGAUAAAGAGCUGUGUGAAUAUCUCUGGGAAAAGGAUGUGGGAAAGGGGUGGUACACUUGAAAGGAAAUAGAAGGGGAAGAGGGCAUAAAGCGUCCUAUGUCAUCAUAUUAUGAUACCUCUCAGUCUUUGCGUGAGUUUAUUUAGUUGUAAGUGUGGAAGAAAAGAAAUUGCUAAGAUCUUUCAUGGUAUUGCCAUUGCAGCUGCCACUCCACACCACUUCCAAAUCUAAUACAAGUAAUUUAUCAAACACCGUAGAGAAAGAACCUGUGUGUUGGGAAAGAAAUUAUAAUUUUUCUUUACAGUUAACAAGUGCAAAGUCUCACUACCAGUGCCUUGGUUUGGGGAAAAAAAAAAAUGUCUGACAUUCUUUGUCGCAAUUUCCUCCUUCCAUCAAAAGAAUGUUAUUAUAACGCACUUGACAACCGAUCGUUGCCGUUGAUGUAUUUAUUUUUAAAAGCAGUAAAUGAACUAUUUAUAAUAAUAUAUAUUAUAUGUAUUAUUAUUUAAUGUUUUGGGUGAUGGACUUUCUAUUUGAGUGAGAGACAUUUGAACUCGUUUUAUACGGGUCCUACUUAAUUUUGUUGGUUUAUUUGUUUUGAAGUUUUGAAGCACCUUAAACAGAUCAUCUAAGUUACUAAAGAUAAGUGCAAGUUUAUAUUUAUAGUAUUUUUUUACUACAUUUUCUUCUUUGCAUGACCAUUUCCAUAGACCUGUUUUGAAGUGGUUUUUGAUUGUGGUGAUAUGAUGUUUUGAAGAGGAAUAGAUGUUAUUUGAUUGUAUAGUAGUUACGAAGUCCACAAGACAGCUGAAAGGAAAAAGAUCCUCUUGUUACAAAUAGUAUAAAUAUGCCUUUUCGUUCCUAUUUCUAAAGAAUUUAAUGUGCCUGAAAUAUUGUUAGUUUUAAUAUCAUGUUUUUUUAGGAUUCAUUUUCCACAUUUCAAAACAGUUGGUUUGCUGUAUGACUUUUCCACAUUUGCAGUAUUUUCUGAUAUGUCAUCUAACUUACUCUGAUGUCCCCUUCUCCAUUUAUCUUCUUGUUGAAGUUGAAGUAUGUUGUUGGUUAAAUGUAGUAUUCCGUUAUUCUCAUGGCGUGUAAACUAAGUGUUCUAGUAAAUGUACUUCUAUUGUGCCUCUAUUGUAAUCCAUUUGUAGCCCCACACCUUUACAUUUUUGUGUUCCUAGAGAAAUGAAGUUUUCCAGUUACUUCUUUAUGUCACAAUAUUUGAAGGGAUGGCGGACAAACUUUUUUUGUGUGUCAGUUACAUUUCUCCUUAUUCACUUGUAUUCUGAAGUUGUGGGUUAGUCUACUUUUCACAGGUUGUUGUAUUAACAAACAGUCUAUUUUUACUCUACGCAAAAGGUAACUUCCCUGGCGAGGAAUAUUACCACAUUGUCGAGGUAUUCUCAUUCACUUGCAAAUUACAAUAUAGAGUGUAAUUUGCUUCUUGGAAGCUUUAAGGGGAAAAAACGAAGUGCUGUUUGGUAGGUUAUGAAGAGUACAACAUGGGCCAACGUGCACUCGAUUUGAAGCGUGUUUUAGAUAUGGAAUCGGGGAGAAAUGUGUAAAAGCGAGAAAAAGAUAGGGGGCGGGGCGAUGUUGAUGAUAAUCUAUAUCAGGAGUUCUUAACAAAGCAUAGAACAUGAACAAGGGGAGAUGGAUAUUUUUCGUUUUCAGAAAGAGUUGAUUUUAUUAUUUUAAUUUUCUAGGUUUUUAACUAAGUCCAUAAUGUGUACGCUCUCAUGAACUAGGCGAAGUCUCUGUGCUGAUCGCCUUCAUCAGCUGCUAUCAUGUUCGCCCUUUCAUUUUCUAAACUACAGCAAUCAAAGCACCAGAACUUGGAUUUUUUUUGGGAGGGGUUGGGGGGGGAGGUGUUUGUGUCCUGGGGAGAUUCUUUGGAGGAACGAAGAGAGACCUUCCCUCCCCUUCUCUAUCUCUUGUGAUUUUGAGUUUUUUUCAAGUGGCACCUAUAGAUCUGGAGUCUUACUGCAACUGGUGCCAUAAAUGCAAAUAACCUACUUGACAACUUUUUAAAGAAAGGUUUUCUUUCGAUCCUGCAAUUAUGUGAAUAGGCUUAUAGGCGUGUGUUGAUCCUGAAAUGAAGGUAAAUGGGGUUGCUACUGGAAACGAUCGAGUACACUGACAGAAUUCUGCUCUUUACACAGUUGUGUGGUUUUUAUAAACAAGAUGUAUACAUAAUUAAUUGUUAUUAUAUAUAUACAGUAUUUUAUUUAUGAGUUGAUAACCCUGUUGUUAUUUUACCCAUGCAAUAAAAGUUGAGUCUAUUUUUUCCUACCAUUAU